Messenger RNA from Scaptodrosophila lebanonensis, 1230 nucleotides. RefSeq names its product putative gustatory receptor 94a (gene Gr94a). Gene Ontology annotation, biological process: sensory perception of taste. The record is from RefSeq and is a predicted model, not a curated record. The transcript has a single exon. Lineage: Eukaryota; Metazoa; Arthropoda; Insecta; Diptera; Drosophilidae. Gene Ontology annotation, cellular component: membrane. The annotation marks the transcript as partial.
AUGAGACUGUUUGGACAAGCAUUUUCGCGCUGGAACUUAACUGGUCGCACGAGGCUGGUGUAUUUUUUGCUCGUCAUAAUGCUGGCUUUAUUAACUAUCUUUGGGCUCUUUUCUAUCCGCUAUAAGUCGCAGGGUCGGCGACGCUUCGUAUUCUCCAGGAUCUAUUUGGCCUACACCAUGGUAAUUACAAUUGCUUUCACCAUCACAUACACGCAUCAAAUGUACGAGGACUACAGAAGCUCACAGCUUGAUCUACGCGAUGCUGUGAAGCUUUAUAGCUACAUGAAUAUAACAGUGACCAUUAUAAACUUCGUUACACAAAUGUUUAAAGUCAAACAAGUAGCACGACUAAUGAGCCAAGUACCCCUCUUCGAUACGCUGAGAGAGUUCAGUGUCGGCGACACUCUACUGCGAUCUGUUGUCACGUCAAUUGUCAAAGUGAUUGGUUUUCCAUUUAUAAUCGGAAUAACCAUGUUCCUGCAGCAACAGCGCUACGAACCAGAGCUUAGCGGGAUGUGGUCAGUUCACAAGUUAUUUCCUAUGAUAGUCUCAAACCUGCUGAACAAUAGUUUCUAUGGCGUUAUGAUAAUAGUAAAAGCCAUCCUGAAGACAUUAAAUAUUCGCCUAAUGCGGCAUGUGCGACUGGUGGAAUGCAUGCAAAAGGAAGAAAAAUUAAAGCUUCACACUAUCUACUAUUCUAUGCAGAAAUAUUGCACUUGGGCUGACGAAAUAGAUGCGCUAAGCAUAAAAUAUAGAAUAAUAUGUAUACACGCUACGAAUUAUACAGCUCUGGUAUCUCUAUCAAUGGUCCUGUCGCUACUUUGUCAUCUGUUGGGCAUUACCGUGGGAUUCUUCAAUCAAUACUCUGCCUUAGCAGAUACUUUCAUCGAUGGCCAAUCAUAUGAUGCCUUUAGCGCAUUAACCAAUUGUGUGUUCCUGAUCAUAUCCAUAUUAGAAAUAACUUUGCUGGCUCAGCUGGCCAAUGACAUAUUAGUGGAGACACAACAAACUGGCAUCAUAUUGCAAAAUUUAUCAUUGCAGCGAGUCGAUUGGCGGUUUAGGCAGGCGGUGGACACUUUUUCUCUUCAAGUGAUUAGCAUUAAGCACAAGAUAGUCCUAUUGGGGUUAUUUGAGCUCAAUGCAACACUUAUAACGGAUGUAAUGGCAACUGUAGCUAGCUUUUUGCUAAUUCUUAUUCAAACGGAUUUAUCACAUCGUUUUAAAAUGAAG